AUGGGUGACGUUUUAGCUUAUGAAGCUGAGUUACUCGGACUAGUUAGAGAGUAUUUGGAUUUUGCUGAAUUUGAAGAAACUGUGAAAGUAUUUACAAAGGAAUGUAAAAUCAAAGGGAAGCCACUACCUAAACCAGCAGGUGUUUUCUCAAGAGAUUCAGAGGCUUUGCCUGUUCAGAAAGAUCUGCUUACAGCAUUUGAGAAUGGUGAGCAGAAGGUUUUCUUCCAGCUCUGGGAGGAGCAUAUUUCAUCUUCAGUCCAGGACAAUGAACAGGUUGCUCAGAAGCUGGAGUUCUAUCUCCAUGUACACUUUGCCACCUACCUCUUAAAACACUCCACGGGAAAGCCUGACAAAGCUGAACUCGAGGAAAGGAUUUCUCAUUUUAAGGCAUACCUGGAGACAGAAGGAGCUGCACUGAGCCAAACUACGGAGUUUCUUCCCUUCUAUGCUUUGCCUUUUGUUCCAAACCCCAUGGUCCAUCCUUCAUUUAAAGAACUUUUCCAGGACUCUUGGACAUUGGAUCUGAGGACAAGAUUGGAAAAGUUCCUGUCUCUGACUCUCAAAGACAGACAGGCUCCCCGACUUCUCACUUUAUUUAAGGAGAACGGACAAUGCAACAAAGAAAUGUUGCAACAUCUUCAUCAACAGUUAGUGGAGUCUGAGCACAGGGCCAUGACCUACCUGAAACGAUUUAACAAAAUGCAGGCAGACUACCAUAAUCUCAUUGGAGUCACUGCAGAGCUGGUGGAUUCCUUGGAGGCCACGGUCAAUGGCAAGAUGAUCACACCAGAGUAUCUUCAAAGUGUUUGUGUUCGCUUGUUUAGCAAUCAGAUGAGACAAAGUGUAACACAUAGUAUCGACUUCUCAAGGCCUGGAACUGGAUAUUACUCUGUGAGCCCUUGUGAUGACGGAUAUGCUUCCACAAUGUUAAGAGCAUCUUUAGCCCCUGUGAAGAUGCAGGAUGUGCCGUUGUUGCCCUCUUUGGAUUAUGAGAAGCUGAAGAAAGAUCUGAUUACGGGGAAUGAUCGUCUCAAGGCCUUCUUACUGCAGGCCCUGCGCUGGCGCUUGACAACGUCGUAUCCUGGAGAACAGAGAGACACUGUCCUGCAAGCCUACAUCAGUAAUGACCUCCUGGACUGCCACAGCAACAGUCAGAGAAGUGUCCUCAAAUUAUUACAUUCCAAGAGUGAGGUAGUCCGACAGUAUAUGGCAAGGCUCAUCAAUGCAUUUGCUUCACUGGCAGAAGGUCGCGUCUACCUUUCUCAGAACCCAACAUUGCUGCGAAUGCUGGAGGAGAGACUGAAAGCUGAAGACAAGGAUUCCCUUACAUGGGAGAAUGUUCUGGGGGCUCUGCAGAAAUUCAGCCUCAGGCGUGCCCUGCAGUCGGCGAUGAUCAAAGAUGGGCUCAUUUUCUGGCUGGUUGAUGUCCUAACAGACACGGAUUGCCUGUCUGAUUACACGCUGGAGUAUUCGGUUGCCUUGCUCAUGAACCUUUGUCUGCGGAGUGCAGGGAAGAAAAUGUGUGCAAGGAUCGCAAACCACGUGCUCAAAGUUCUCUCUGAUCUUCUUGGCCAUGAGAAUCAUGAGAUACAACCCUAUGUGAACGGAGCACUGUACAGCAUCCUUGCCAUCCCUUCUGUCCGAGAGGAAGCCAGAGCAAUGGGAAUGGAAGAAAUUCUGUGCUGCUUUAUCAAGGAAGGAAAUGCAGAGAUGAUCCGACAGAUUGAAUUUAUUAUCCAGCAACUCAAUUCAGAAGAGCCACUAAAUGACAGUAUUGUGUCUGACGAUGAAGAGGAAGAGGAGGAUGAGGAAGAGGACCAUGACAUCAUGGAGGCUGAUCUGGACAAAGAUGAGGUUUUGCAACCCCAACUGGGAGAGCUUGCAGGAGAGAAGCUGCUAACAACCGAGUACUUGGGAAUAAUGACUCAUACUCCAAAAACCAAGAAGAAGCUGUUUCCUGGUGUCCAUCAGAGUAUAGAUGAGCCUCUCCAGCGACCUGUGACGCCAGGUUAUCACAGAACUAUGUACGUAAUGUCAGAAAACGAUGACAAUUCCUGCCAUGACAGGGAUGAGAAGCUGCCAUCUCCACCAAGUGGUCAUCCUCCUGUUUGUGGUGGGAGAAGGUCCAGCACUUUUGACCUCUGCAGUUCCCCUUCAUCUGUGGAAAUGAAGUCAUCUAAAGUAUUCUCGUCAGGCCAUAGAGUGAACCGAAGCAUCCCUGCUGGUGAUGAUGUCUUGUCUUCACGAUCUACUGUCUUCACCCAGGACAAAGUCAAUGGGCAGUCUUAUAG
Mesitornis unicolor (brown roatelo) is the source of this 2291-nucleotide messenger RNA. It is a transcript of the gene ARMC9, whose product is annotated as armadillo repeat containing 9. Gene Ontology annotation, cellular component: ciliary tip; centriole; ciliary basal body. The transcript is spliced from 24 exons. Lineage: Eukaryota; Metazoa; Chordata; Aves; Mesitornithiformes; Mesitornithidae. The annotation marks the transcript as partial. Gene Ontology annotation, biological process: cilium assembly. The record is from RefSeq and is a predicted model, not a curated record. Gene Ontology annotation, molecular function: protein binding.